Molecule: messenger RNA, 2539 nt
Organism: Mytilus californianus (California mussel)
Lineage: Eukaryota; Metazoa; Mollusca; Bivalvia; Mytilida; Mytilidae
Exons: 4
Coding region: 114-1592 (492 amino acids)
Biological process (GO): DNA integration
Molecular function (GO): nucleic acid binding
Source: RefSeq, a predicted model, not a curated record
UAGCUUAUGCUUAAAUGAAUUAAGCUUAGUUGUGUUCUCCAAUGAAAAUCACUCUUUCUUAACUACUUGGCUGGACAGUUAUCGCAUGCGGUCCUUUUUUAUGCUUACUAACAAUGGCUAACAGAGGACGUCGCACAGACCAUAAUUCUUAUAUUCAUUUUUUGACUACGUGUAAUGGAAUUGUGCAGGAUUCAAUCCGUUUACUGAACACUGAUGUUAGAAACCCAGAAUAUGUCGAUGGUGUGUCAGUUCGACUCGAAGGCGUUGCAAGAAAUGUUUUGAGGGUUGCCACGAGAAUCCCAAGUUGUUAUGAACUUUUGCAGUUGGUCCAAUCUUUACUGGAAAAUAUUCAAGAUUUGAAAUCUACAGUGAAUGAUAAUGCAUUCAGAUCAGGAAGAAGCAGUAACGGGAAACCAGGGCGCCCACUGUAUGAAAUUUCUAAAGAUCAACUUCAGUUCUUUUUGGAUUUAGGUUUCAGUGGAUCAAAUAUAUCAAAAUUACUGCAGGUGUCACAGUCAACUGUAAAAAGGAGACUAAGGUAUUUUGGAAUUUCCAUUAGAGAGAAAUAUAGCACCGUUGACGACAAUGAAUUAGAUGAUAUAAUAAGACCAUUACUUGAUGAAAACCCUCACUUGGGUUAUCGUUCAAUACAGGCUCAUGUUAAAGUUAAAGGGCAUACAUGUCAAGAGAACAGGAUUCGAGAUGCAAUAUGUCGAGUUGAUCCAGCAGGAACUGCUUUUAGAUGGAGUGACACUAUUCAUCGCAGAACUUACAGAGUAGCCGGGCCAAAUUCCUUGUGGCAUAUCGAUGGAAACCAUAAACUUAUUGGUUGGAGAUUUGUUAUACAUGGUGGGAUCGAUGGUUUUAGUAGAAAGAUUGUUUAUUUAGGAUGUGCCACAAAUAACAAGAGUUCAACAGUGUUUGAUUUAUUCCUACAUGCUGCUCAGCACAACCUUAUUCCAUCCAGAGUUAGGAGUGAUUACGGUACAGAAAAUGUGGAUGUAGCUGCCUUUAUGACCAUACAUAGGGGUGCUAAUAGAGGCAGCAUUAUUCAAGGACGUAGUGUCCACAACCAGAGAAUUGAAAGGUUGUGGCUUGAUUUAUACAGAGGUUGUACUAAUAUAUACUAUGACUUAUUUAAAUAUUUAGAACAAUGCAGAAUAGUUGAUUUGGAAAAUGAAAUCCAUAUGUGGGCCCUACAUUUCGUGUACCAGCCAAGAAUACAGCGCUCGCUGAAUUCUUUCAUGGAAAUGUGGAAUAGCCACAAACUAAGUUCUGAAAGGGGAAAGACUCCUGACCAGUUAUUCGUUCAAGGAGCACUUAAUCUGUUUCGUCAUGAUACUCCAGCUAUCAACGAAAUUUUUGGUGAGGACGUAAAUAAUGAAUAUGGUGUUGACUGGAAUGGACCCAUUGUACCAACAGAAGAAAGCAACAAUGUAACAGUCGCCCUAACAAACAGCCCCAUUUCUAUGGUGGACUACUUGCAGUUACAAUUAGAGGUGGACCCUCUUUCAGAUAUUCACAAUGAUCAUGGGAUAUCCCAUUUUCUAAACACUGUUGAUUUCGUGAAAGCUUGUCUUCACAUUGUUUGAUAAAAGAGCUGCACAACUAUCGCAAUAUAUAUAUGCUUUAAAUUAUUUUAUAUGAUCAACUAGAAAUAAUGUGAGCACAGUUUGCUAUAUACUCAAAUAGACACCCUCGUGUAACAUUUACAGCCGAUUGCAUUGAGUGUGUGGGCAAAGGUAAUAUCUUUGGUUAUCUUGCUUGCUUGCUGAACCGUGAAGUCAUUCUUAGGUAAUGUAUACUACCCUCCUUUCGAAGAAGCCUAGUCUUACAGACAGAUAGAUUGGUUAUCUGUCGGACAAGUUUACUCUUAAAAGAGGGUAGUUAACUUAACCUAAUAAUGACUUCACGGUUCAGCUAGCAAGCAAGCUAACCAAAUAUAUUACCUUUACCUACACACUCAAUGCAAUUGACUAUAAUUGUUUCUUUCAUGAAAUAUUUACCGGAAUAUUAUUCUAUAUUUGAAAUCAAUCAAAUAAAAAGAAAAUUCAUAUCGGAUAUUUAAUAAACAAAAACAAAAAAGAGCAUUAAAUAGUCAAUAGAUAUACAUAUGUUAACGUCAAAGUCAUGUACUAUUGAAAUGUUGUAAUAUUCCCUUCCAGUAUAGUCUGUAGUCACAUUGCGUCUGUGAAUAAAAGGAGAUAAGGGUAUACACAAUGUUAUUAUUAGAAAAUAGGAAACGUGAGGAAAACGUAUUGUUUUCCAUGAAUGUAAGAAGAUGUGGAAUAUGCACUAUAGCCAUAAGGAUUCGCCACCAAUACAAUUUGUUUUUAUAUAUUUCAUAUAUAUAUAUGGGUUUAAGAACAUCAGUUGUUCGACCUGCUAGUUAAAUGCGUUUUGUUAAAAUAUAUUGUUUCACUCUUUUGGUAUUUUGGAAAAUGUUGUUUGUGCUGUAUUUAUAUCCUUUUACAACGAAAUUUGUUACAUGCACACGUAUAAAAAUUGCGGUUUUUAUCCAACGCAAUCAUAGGUUUGA